Molecule: messenger RNA, 3183 nt
Organism: Ruditapes philippinarum (Manila clam)
Lineage: Eukaryota; Metazoa; Mollusca; Bivalvia; Venerida; Veneridae
Exons: 19
Coding region: 76-2811 (911 amino acids)
Biological process (GO): proteolysis
Cellular component (GO): membrane
Molecular function (GO): zinc ion binding; serine-type endopeptidase activity; metalloendopeptidase activity
Source: RefSeq, a predicted model, not a curated record
AAACUUUAUUCUCUUCACUCGGAAAGUUACAGAAAUAAUCGAAAGUUAAAUGUACGAGCAAGGGAAAUAUUCGAAAUGAUCAGGUGUAAAUACAGAGCAAUUUUAUUGUUUUUGUUAUUAAUAAUUUACUGGAACGAAGUAGGGGCUAAAAGGAACAGGAAUACCAGAAGAAAAGAAAAAUGCACAAAACCGGACAAGGUGUCAAAUGCAGGACUUAAAAAAAGAUACGAACCCCAAGAAAGGUUCAAUGAUGGGGAUAAAGUAGUAUACACGUGUCAACCAGGAUACACAAUGGAAGGUAUAACAAUGCAAAGGUGGUGCCGAGAAGGAAACUGGACGGACGCUCUCUUUACAUGCAAUCACAAAUGCACAAAACCGGACAAGGUGUCAAAUGCAAAUCUUAAAAAGAAAUACAAGCGUAAAAGAAGGUUCAAAGAUGGGGAUACAGUAGAAUACAACUGUCAACCUGGAUACACAUGGGGAGGUGCAACAAGGAAAAGGUGGUGCCGAAAAGGAAACUGGACGGGCGUUCUCUUUUCAUGCAAUUCUGGUCACCCGUACCGGCAAUUGACACUUAACCAAGAUUUGAAGGUAAAUGGAGACAUUUCAACUGACCAAAUUCUAGCUGAAACUAAUAAUAAAGAGUAUGUCGGCGACCUUGAAUUCGAGUUGAUGGAGCUUGAUAUGAUUGUAGAUAAAAGUGUCAAGACGCCUUCAAGCUCGCAAAGUUUCCGUGCAAAUAUUAACAAACACAAAACAAGACGUUGGCCGUUAGAAAUACACUAUAACAUUGGCGACAAAAUAAGUGAAGUACAAAAGAAUGCGAUCCUAAAGGCAAUUCUUGUUUGGCAGCGGUACUCAUGUCUCAGUUUCUCUGAAGACAAGCAGGCGUACGACAGAAUAGAGUUCGAGCUUGCAAAAGAUAACAUGUGCACGUCAUACGUUGGAAGGAAGCAAGGAUCGCAGACUAUUAGCCUUGGGGAAACCUGCUUUGAGACAGAGAUAAUUGUUCAUGAAAUAGGACAUGCCUUGGGAUUCUACCAUGAACAUAACCGUUGGGAUAGGGAUGACUACAUUAAAAUACACUAUGAAAAUAUUGAACCCGGAAAAAAACAAAAUUUUCAGAAACGAAAAAAUACAGUUUUCGACACUAAUUAUGAUUAUAUGAGUAUUAUGCACUACGGACAAUAUUUUUUCUCAAAGAAUAAAUCAGCAAAUCUUAUCACAAUAGAAACAACGAAUGAUACUUUUCAAUCUAAAAUAGGACAGGCCAAACAUCCGAGUUUUCAAGAUUAUAAAACUUUGAAUGCCAUGUAUAAAUGUGCAGUUCCGUGCGCUAAAAUUGAAUGUCCUAAAGCUGGGUUUCUUGGAAAAAAUUGCAAGUGUUACUGUAAAGGAUAUUCCGAUGACACACCAGUUAGACGUUGCUUUCAAAAAGGGGAGUGUCCCAGACAAAUUCAUAAUAAAUACUUGUUUGACGUUCUGGAAAAAGAUAAAAGCACCCAAGUCAGUAAAUACCGUACAUCGUUUCCUGACAAGACAGUUUUACAUAUUUAUUCAACCAACUGGAAAUGUGCACCAGUUUCUAAGUUAAGAUGUGAAGAUGGUGAAUGGAAAACAAAGAAAAGAUCAAUCACAGAAUGUUCAGUUACACUCAACAUUUCGUUGACUGAUAAUACAGAAGGUGUUGUUAAAGUUACAUUAAAUGGCUACUAUGAUGGAUAUAUCUGUGAUGACGACUGGGAUGAUAAUGAUGCAACUGUUGCUUGUAGAAUGCUCGGAUAUACAAACGGUUUGGCUUACUUUCUAAAACCUCAAGAAGUUGACGAAUCUUUACCUAUUCUUCUGGACAACGUUCACUGUAGUGGCAAUGAAUCAUCUCUUGCUGAUUGCAAACACAAUGGAUGGGGAAAUCAUAACUGUAGAUAUACCGAAGUCGUUACAGUCAAAUGUUCCAACAGUUCACUUCCCUAUCAUAUAGACAUAACGGAGUGUGGUAUAAUUAAAUUGGGUAAUACAAAGAGAAAGAAACGACAAUUGAAAGUUUCUGGUGGCUUCGAGACAAUAAAGGGAAUGCAUCCGUGGCAAGUGACAAUUCAACGGAAGGAAGAAGAAUGGAGUCAUUUGUGUGGUGGAACAAUUAUCAAUGAUAAGUGGAUAUUAAGUGCUGCACAUUGUUUUGACGAUUUCGAAAAAAGAAAACUAGAUUUGAAGGACUUACGAGUGAUUGUUGGAGUUCAUGAUCUUACUAAACAUGAUGAAUAUGAAGACAUAUUUUAUAUUGAAUAUAUUGUCAAACACUGGAAUUACAGUGAAUUCAAAAGAAGCUACGCUAUCAAUGAUAUAGUGCUACUGAAAUUAAAAUCAUACAUUAUCUUCAAUGAUUUUAAACAACCAGCUUGUUUGCCCGAAUCUUCUGAUUUAUCUGAAACAAAAUGUGAGGUUUCAGGAUGGGGAAAGGAGAAAGAAAAUGGUAGUAUAACUGAUACGUUAAGAGCAGCACAAGUAGCGAUCAUCCAAGAACACGAUUGUCGUCUUACAUUAGGCAAAGAUUAUCCCAUUGAUUUUGGAAAAGUGAUAUGUGCUGGUGAUGACGGUGCUGAUACAUGCCAGGGAGACUCUGGAGGUCCUCUCAUUUGCGAAAUAAACGGCAAGAGUACAAUAAUAGGAAUCACAUCAUGGGGAAAGGGAUGUGGUCGAAAAGAAGCCCCUGGUGUCUACACAAAAGUUUCAAAAUAUUUGAAAUGGAUAAAUAAUCAAAUUUCUAAUCACCAUUUCGAAGAAGGUUUGUGCAAUAUUAUUUUUUUCUAAAUUAAAAGCUCAAUGACCCGAAUGAAGGAAUCCCGUAGUAUAAUAAAAGAAGUAUGUCCCGUUGACGGUAAAAGCACCAUUUGUUUUCAAAGCAAGAAUAUUGAAAUAUGAACAUUUGAAAUGCCAUUUCGAUUGCUUUUAACUGUAUAAUGUUUUGGGGAGGUAUUUUGAAAUAUUAGUAGACGGUAGCUUAUGUGUUUUCCUUCUAGAUGCCUCCUGCUUUAAGCUUGAUGAUAUGAAUUCUUUUUAUAAUUUCUUGAAUAUUUCUAAAGCAACAAUUUUUAGUUUCUUGUUUGUUUAUUUGAAAAGACUUCCAUUGGCGAAAAAUGCUGUCCCAAAAUGUCGAGAACAGUCACUGUAAACAACAGCAUA